AUUCUGCUGCUCCUGACCCCAUAAACGAUUUUUCAUCUACGGUUCGUGUUCUGAUAUAUUGGAGAUUGGGAACAGUAUUGGGGUCGAACUGGGAUAUCUGAAGCUUGUCAAUUGGUAGAAUUUAGAGUAGCCAACUCGCGAUUCACAAUAAAUUUGGCGACGGAGAUUGAGGAACAAGUUGGUGAUUAACCAUGGAUCCAGCCAAAUUAGAAAAAUUGUUCGAACAGCAGCUGAAGCUGAUGGAGAUGACUACUCAGACGCAUAUAUCUUCCCGAGUCCCAACUGCACCGACAAUUCCUGAAUCAGUUGAUGGUAUUACCAGUGGUAUUUCAGAAUUUAUUUAUGAUCCUGAUGCCAACAUUACAUUUGAUACCUGGUUCAGACGUUAUGAAGACCUUUUCAAAGUUGACUUUGUUGACAGAGAUGAUUCGUGGAAGGUGCGUCUUCUUCUCCGUAAACUUGGUCCAUCCGAGCUGGAUAAGUAUUGCAACUUCAUUCUACCGCAGAACCCACGCGACCGUUCAUUCGACGCCACUAUUCAGUCCCUUAGCCAACUUUUUGGUGAUCAUCACUCACUCUUCAGUACCCGAUAUCGCUGCUUAAAACUGGUCAUGAAUGAAUCUGAUGACUUCCUGACCCACGUCGGCGUUGUUAACCGUGAGUGCGAACGGUUCAAGCUCAGAUCCCUCACUGAAGACCAAUUCAAGUCCCUAAUACUCAUAUGCAGUCUUCAGUCACCCAAAUUCUCCGACAUCAGAACUCGGUUGCUCAACCGCCUUGAACAAGAUCCAACACUGACACUUAAUGCGAUCAUAGACGAAUACCAGCGUAUCAUCAAUCAGCAGCGUGACACCACUUUGGUUCAAUCUGGGGGCCAGGGUGGUUCCGAAGUUCAUGCUGUUCAGCACCAGAAAAAAUCUUCGAGAUCGACAAACUCGAGUCCUUCGAACGCCAGCGCUGUUUCUAUCUCUAAUCACUCUAAACCGGUUCAGAAGAAACCCCCUCGCCAUGUUGGCACUGUGGGGCCUGGCAUUAUGUGAAGUUCUGUCCAUUCAAACAGCAUGUGUGCGAUCGCUGUCAGAAAGUUGGUCACAAAAGCGGCUUUUGCAAAUCCAACCGAUUCAAUAACCGUCGAAAUGCACAGACGCAGCGUCGUUUUCACAAAACGCCGAUUACCUCAAGGAGUUUAGCAGCAGUCUUUCAUACUCAUGCCGCGACUCGACGCAAAUUUCUGACCCUCUCAAUCAAUGGUCAGCCUGUUCGUUUGCAGUUGGACACUGCAUCAGAUAUCACCAUUUUGUCGAAGAAGACUUGGCGAACCUUGGGUCAACCUCCCAUCAAACCAUCCUCUCAAACAGCCGUCAGUGCUUGUGGGGGUCAUCUCCGCCUUCAUGGUGAACUCUGUUGCUGUAUUUCAUUCAGAGGUACAACCUUCAAUGGGACAUGCUACAUCACCGAUUCUCCGCUCAACCUUUUAGGUUUAGAUUGGUUCGAAGAACUUGGUCUCGCUGAUCUUCCUAUUAGCGCUGUCUGCAAUCAAGUCCAAACUACUGCUUCUACACAACAGCAUACUGAAGACCUUCGAAAACGAUUUAUUGAAUUAUUUAGGCCUGGUCUCGGACUUUGUUCCACAACUGAAGCUGUUUUAAAACUGCAGCCAGAAGCUACGCCAGUUUUUCGCCCAAAGCGUCCAGUCCCAUAUGCAUCUUUACCUCUGGUUGACGCUGAACUUCAACGUUUGGAAACUGAAGGUGUCCUAGUACCUGUUUCUUAUUCAUCAUGGGCUGCACCAAUUGUGGUUGUAAAAAAAUCCAAUGGUUCCAUACGCAUCUGUGCAGACUUUUCUACAGGACUCAACGCGGCUCUACAACAGCAUCACUAUCCGCUGCCGAUCCCAGAUGACUUAUUUACUAUUUUAAAUGGUGGUACCUAUUUUGCUAAGCUGGAUCUGGCAGACGCUUACCUCCAAAUUCCAGUCGCUCUAGAAUCCAGAGAGUUGUUGACAAUCAACACUCACCGAGGACUUUUUCAGUAUACCCGGUUACCCUUCGGUAUCAAAACUGCUCCAGCGAUCUUCCAGCAGAUCAUGGACACUAUUCUGGCAGAUGUUCCUGGUGUUGCUACAUACCUUGACGAUGUGCUCAUUGUCGGCUCAACUGUUGAUGAAUUGCAUACCAGAACCCACUUAGUUCUGCAACGCCUCCAGAAUAAUGGUUUUCGCCUUCGCCCAGAAAAAUGCCAAUUCUUCUUACGUUUCGUUAAGUACCUGGAGUUUAUCUUUGAUGCUUCCGGACGACACCCUGAUCCUCAGAAUACUUACGCAAUCCAACAAAUGCCUGCUCCCACUGAUGUCUCCUCACUGCGAUCAUUUUUGGGGAUGAUUAGCUACUAUUCAGCAUUUCUUCCAUCACUGCAUGACGUACGAUAUCCAUUAAAUCGUCUGCUAGAAAAGAAUGCUACUUGGAAUUGGUCAACGCAAUGUGAAUCAGCUUUUUCAAAACUUAAAGCCAUGCUAAGUUCCAAUCUUCUGCUAACCCACUACAAUCCGAAACUACCCAUUGUGGUUGCUGCUGACGCUUCAAUACAUGGACUGGGUGCCGUAAUCUCACAUGUCUUUCCCGACGGGUCAGAGAAAGCGGUGAUGCACGCUUCGAGAACACUAACACCUGCUGAGAAACGCUACGGCCAGAUAGAGAAGGAAGCGUUAGCCCUAAUUUUUGCUGUCCGGCGAUUCCACAAAUUCAUUUAUGGGCGCCGUUUCACCUUGCUCACAGACCACAAGCCGUUGUUAUCAAUCUUUGGAUCAAAGAAAGGCAUUCCUGCCCAUUCGGCUAAUCGUCUUCAACGUUGGGCGUUGGCGUUAUUGGGGUACGACUUCGACAUCCAGUAUCGACGUUCCGAAGAUUUUGGUCAAGCGGAUGCACUGUCCAGACUUAUCAGUAACCAUUCUACCACUGAUGAGGACACACUCAUAGCCACAGUAUCAACCGAAGAGGAUUCCGGUGCUACACUAUUGGCGAAUGCCGUUCGAGCAAUGCCUGUUACCGCUGAAGAUGUUCGGGGAGCUACCAGAGAAGACCCGAUUAUCCAAGAAGCGAUCACCUAUGUUCAGAGCAGAUGGCCAGUCAAGCAGCUGAGUGGUGAUAUGCAACAACUAGCGAAUCGUCGCAGCGCUCUCUGUAUUGUUAACGACUGUCUGAUGUUCGGUGAUCACGUAGUAAUUCCAACAACCCUACGUUCCAAAGUACUACGCCAAUUCCACUCUGGACACCCAGGGAUAAACCGUAUGAAAUCCAUCGCUCGAAGCUAUGCAUAUUGGCCAAAUAUGGACAAGCAGAUUGUCGACUUCGUCAAAAGAUGUUCACAUUGCCAAAAAGCUGCGAAAAAUCCUCCUAAGUUGCCUCCAGUACCUUGGCCGAAGUCAGAAAAACCAUGGUCGCGAGUGCAUAUUGACUUCACCGGACCCCUAGAUGGUACCACAUAUCUGAUACUGGUUGACUCAUACUCCAAAUGGCCGGAGAUAUUGCCGAUUGCGCCACCCUCUACAACUCGAACCAUCAAACUCCUUAAUCGGAUCUUCGCUCAGCAUGGUCUUCCAGAAACAAUAGUAACAGACAAUGGUUCACAAUUCACAUCUAGCCAAUUCCGAGAAUUUUGCCUGCAAAAUUCGAUCAACCAUGUUCGUUCUCCGCCAUAUCACCCGCAAUCUAAUGGACAAGCUGAAAGGUUCGUUGAUACAUUUAAACGAGCCAUGCUUAAAGCACGAGGGGAGGGGACCACAGAAGAUAUCAUAGAACGAUUUCUAGUUGCGUACCGGACGACCCCGCAUGACUUAUUGCCAAACUCCAAAUCCCCUGCUGAGAUGCUUAUGGGGCGAAAGCUACGGACAGUUCAUGGUGCGAUGAAACCCAAGCAAGUGGCCCAGCAAAGAUUCCCUACGAAGUUGGUACAAAAGUGUAUGCGCGAGAUUAUAGACAUGGAUGUGAUAAAUGGGUAGAGGGUGAAAUCACACAAAAACAUGGGAACGUCAUGUAUGAUGUCAAGGUGAACCAAGAAAUCUGGACCAGGCACCACAAAUCAACUCAGGUCAAGGAAAGCGAAGGAGAAAGAAGCAAUUACAAAACAUGUCCCACUCGACUUGCUGUUGGACACGUUUCAACUUCCGCCAAUACCUCCAACAGAGACGACUAAGUCAUCUACUCAAGUAGAACAUCCUUCUGGUUCUGUGUGGUUGCCUCGGAGGUCGGAUCGCAAAAGAAGACACCCAAAGAAACUUCAAGUAAACCCUCGGUUACGUCGCUAUUAACUUCUCCAAAGGGGAGGUGUUGGGAUACUCAGAAGAAUAUCCCAGAAACAAUUAUCCGGUUAAGUCUAACGCUACCCUUGAACGUUAAAUGGUGUCAUUUCCCUAUUGGUCGUUUCCCUACUGAUCAAUAUUUAUUUCGCGUGUCAUUUUCCUAUUGGUCAAUAUUAAUUAACGUGUCAUCUUUCUGUUGGUCAAUAUUUAUAGUAAUCCUAACUGUAUAAAUAUGCAUUUGUUUGUAAAUCAUUAUUCUGCUGCUCCUGACCCCAUAAACGAUUUUUCAUCUACGGUUCGUGUUCUGAUAUAUUGGAGAUUGGGAACAGUAUUGGGGUCGAACUGGGAUAUCUGAAGCUUGUCAAUUGGUAGAAUUUAGAGUAGCCAACUCGCGACUCACAAUACCCGGGUUCUGACUCCAAUGUGAUUGUGUUAGAGGGAAAUAGACUGGAUUAAAGCAUGCUCAAUGCACGAUUGCUUUGGUGCAUGCUGAUUGACUAAUUCUUAUCCAAUCUGCACUAGUCAAUACUUGGAGAAUACUCUGGAAUCUUCUCAUGUAAAAACUAUAAAUAUACUAACGUUUUCCCUAUUGUGCUUCUUACUUCCAUCUAACUUUGUUAUUUGGAAUAUAAUCUCUUUUCUGUUCAA
This is a messenger RNA of Schistosoma haematobium, 4945 nucleotides long. RefSeq lists its product as uncharacterized. Bases 2087 to 3997 code for a protein of 636 amino acids. Gene Ontology annotation, biological process: DNA integration. The transcript has a single exon. Gene Ontology annotation, molecular function: nucleic acid binding. The record is from RefSeq and is a predicted model, not a curated record. NCBI's taxonomy places the organism in Eukaryota, Metazoa, Platyhelminthes, Trematoda, Strigeidida, Schistosomatidae.